Platichthys flesus (European flounder) is the source of this 1641-nucleotide messenger RNA. It is a transcript of the gene samd12, whose product is annotated as sterile alpha motif domain containing 12. Gene Ontology annotation, cellular component: cytoplasmic side of plasma membrane. Lineage: Eukaryota; Metazoa; Chordata; Actinopteri; Pleuronectiformes; Pleuronectidae. The record is from RefSeq and is a predicted model, not a curated record. Gene Ontology annotation, molecular function: protein binding. The coding region runs from base 482 to 1006 and encodes 174 amino acids. Gene Ontology annotation, biological process: cell surface receptor protein tyrosine kinase signaling pathway. The transcript has 5 exons.
CCGUGUACGAAGUAUAAUUCAUCAGGAGCUGUUCAUGUAUGGUAAUUCAAAAAUCUUUACUAUCAGGGAUUUCCGCCUAAUUUCUUUUGUGUACAGAUGUAACAUGAACACGCAUGGAUCUAAUAGCCGAUAAGUACUACGAUAAAAUUCAUGAUACACUGAGGAAAUCUUGUUCCUUUAUCCAACCUGAGAAAAGAAACAUGUCAGUAAGUCCAGAGACUAAACACAAGUAGAAACUCAGGAGGCUCCAAGUCUUAACUGACUUUAUAAAGUGGCAGUUACAGACUUCAAAGCCCCCCACCCGGAGAGCAGCGAGCACUACACUUCCCAGCAUCCUCCGGGGGGCGGCGGCAGCAGCUGUGAGCUCCUGCUCGCCCGCGGUAAAGUGAUGAGAAAACGAGGAACAAGGUACAAUGUGUGGUGAGGGGGGGAGACGAGCUCUACAUUUCACCGGUGAUGCACGGAUCUGCGGAGGAGCGCGAUGGCUGUUGAAGCUGUUCACUGCAACCUGAGCCAGAAUGGCAUCGACCACCAGAUGUGCCCGGAGGACGUGACCUCACAGCUGGAGGGAGAGGAGGAGUCCGUGGACGGGGGGGCCGUGCUGCUGGACGACGACAGCCCGAUCUACCAGGAUGUCAGCCCGCCCAUGUACCAGCGCCGCUCGCCGCCACACCGCUCUGUGUCCGAGUCCGAGCUGACCCGGCCGGGGUACGUGAAGCUGUCCAAGCCCGUGGCCCUGUGGACCCAACAGGACGUGUGCAAGUGGCUGAAGAAGCAUUGUCCCAAUCAGCACCAGAUCUACAGCGACUCCUUCACACAGCACGACAUCACAGGGCGGGCUCUGAUGAGAUUGACGGACAGAAAGCUGGAGCGAAUGGGCAUCAUGCAGGAGGCCCAGAGGCAGCACAUCCUGCAGCAGGUCCUGCAGCUGCGGGUCCGGGAGGAAGUCAGGACCCUUCAACUCCUCACACAAGCCUCUCUGGAGUGCACUCCCUCUUCACCGUAGCCUGACGGAGCAGAAUAUCCAGUCGCAGAAGGACGCAGCCGCCCACCAUCUUGCCAACAUCUUCCCAGUAUAGUGAACCCCAGUCUUCUUCCUGGACCAAGCACAGCUCUCCGCCUCCACACACCGCCGCUGUCUGCCCUCGGAGUCUUGAUCUGGAAAAGUACCCAAGCCUUAUUUUCUUCCCAGCCGCUCCUGAGAAGCUCCCACGUGUUAUGACUCGCAGUUUCCUCGACAACUCCUCUCAGAUUCCAGGAGUCCUACCAAUAGUUUCCAUUGCAGGAGUCUCAUCUCCAGGCUUUUGUGACCUUUGCAGCCAAACCUUCACCAGACCUCUCACGCUACAACUCCUACAAUCCCCUCACACGUCCCUUUACUCCCUUCUCACCAAGAGCCGAGCCCCAGCCAACCAGCAGUCUACCCGGAACUCCCAAAGCAAAACCCCAACUCUUACAGUUACAAUAUAAUCCAUAGUCUUUUGGUCUGUUUUGUGGCAUGUUAGCUCCUUCAGCGUAGCACUUUAAUGUGUGUUUUCUCCCAAGAGUGCUCUUGUGUGGUGCACUGCUGAGUCUGGCUCUGCCCAACUCAGGACUGUGGGUAAUGAGACUGCUACUCUACACCUCUCCUUCCCUUUGUCC